GCAGGUCAGGUGACCACACGGGGAAUUUGUCCGAGUGUCUACCAGACACAGAUAUGUCUCACAUUAGUGAUCAAUAUCUCUUUCGAUUACACCGUGUACGACAACGCGUAUAGGUUGGGGUCAUAAUAUCGACUACAACCUUUAACAGCAGUUCUACCCUUGAUAGAGGAGCUUCUGGAGCGGCAUUGGCACCAUGUUACCCACAGUGACUGCUGUGGUUAGGUUUGCUCAGUAUAAUGCCACUAUUUCACCUACAUCACUGGAGAACAUAUCAGUAUUCCCAACUUGGCAACCCGAUCCUGAAGCUAACAUCAGCAAGCCUCACAAAUGUCUGCAAGUUCUGUAUGAGGACAUUGGAGAUUCCAGGGUGCGGUUCUGGGAUAUUUUUCUCCUGGUACCUAAUGUGGCUUUCCUGGUAUUCUUGAUGUGGAAGCUGCCCUCUGCCAGAGCCAAGAUUCGACUCACAUCCAGCCCCAUUUUUGUCACCUUCUACUUACUGGUCUUUGUUGUUGCAGCAGUUGGAAUCACGCGAGCUAUUGUUUCCAUGACUGUCAGUGCAUCCAGUGCUGCCACCAUUGUAGACAAAGUGCUGUGGGAAAUCACACGCUUCUUCUUACUAGCCAUUGAGCUCAGUGUCGUCAUCUUGGGACUGGCCUUUGGCCACCUAGAGAGCAAGUCGAGUAUAAAGCGUGUACUAGCUAUUACUGCUGUGCUGGCUCUGGCAUACUCUAUCACACAGGGGACACUAGAGAUACUAUAUCCAGACAGUCAUCUGUCGGCUGAGGAUUUCAACAUCUAUGGUCAUGGAGGACGGCACUUCUGGCUGGCAAGCUCAUCCUUCUUCUUCUUGGUGUACUCUUUGAUUGUGAUUCUGCCUAAAACUCCAGUGAGGGAGAGGAUAUCUCUGCCUUCCAAGAGGAGUUUCUAUGUGUACGCUGCCAUCCUGUCUUUACUGAACUUAAUUCAAGGCCUGGGGAGUGCUUUGCUGUGUGCUGGAAUCAUAGAGGGACUCUGCUGCGUGGAUAUCACCACCUUCCUGUACUUCUCUGCCUUUGCUCCACUUAUUUAUAUCACAUUUCUCAAGGGCUUCUUUGGUUCAGAGCCCAAGAUCCUGUUCUCCUACAAGUCACAGAUGGAUGAGCCCGAUGAAAGCGAUGUUCAUCUUCCCCCAACAGUCGCUGCAUCGCUUGGCCGCAAGGACCUCGGUGACCUGUACUACUCUUCCACCCAGAUUGAUGGCUCUGGUCCCGGGAGCUCUCGUAUGGUCGGCGCGUACCUGGAUGAUGUUGUUUCCGGACCCUAUGGGUCCAGCAGCAUCAACAGCGUUGAAGCUGACCGCUGGAGACCCGUCAAUGUGUGAAAGGAUGGACAGAAAAGAUAGCUAUACAGCUGGACUCAAUUUUUUUCAUGUGUGUAGUAAAGGGCUGGAUGGCAAUAAGAGAUGUUGGCCAAAAAAAACAUUGCAGAGCCAAGUGGGUGGAUACCAAGGGAGAGUAUUCUUGCUUUGAUUCCAGAAAAGCUAACAAAUGGACACUUAAGAAGAGAUGUUUGUUGAUCUCUUUCUGAAAGACUGAGUUUAGUGUCUGCUUUUGUAACACUGUUGCCAGAGUACACUGCUGCUGUAGCUCCAAAGUAGGAGUGCAGCUCCUUGAUGUGGCCUUGACAGUCUAUUGUUUCUGUUCCACAGGCUUCUAGAUGUGGGUGCUUACUGACUUGACUCAAAACAUAUUCUGUAACUUCAUCACUAUGAAUCAUCUGCUCAAUCAUUGUUGAUGGUGGGUUUUUUUUUGCUAUCCCAUUUUGAAAAACCUAAAUCUGCUCAUGCAGUCUAAAAUUCUUUUGAUUUAAAAUCUUAAACUCUGCACAUUCCUGAUGAAAGCUUUGACUAACAGCAUUUCCAACUGAAGCUGCCCUGUAAUUAGACUAUGGACUGAGCUGCGUAAUCCGUAUCCGCUAAUUGCUGGAAUUUGAAGACAAGGAUUCGAUUAUGAUUGGUUAAAUAAUGUAGUAGCUUUGCUCGCUGUUAACAUGAUCAAUGUACAUUACUGCGAUUAUACAACACAUUAGUAACUCCUGAUUACAGCCAUUGCAUUAAAAAGGUUGUGUACAAGGAAUGACCAAGAGACUGCAAAAAUGUAACUUUACGAAUCAAAGCUCACCCAUGAGUGCUACUUUAAAUUUGUUUAUGCUUUUAUUUAUUAUCUGCUUUUGGAUUGACUUGUUAUAGCAGAUAUAUCAUUCCUGGAUCUGAAAUGAACAUUUUGUUAGUUUCUUAUUCAGUGAGGUCUUAUGGAUUUGACCUGUAUUCCACUUAAAAAAGGCGUUCAUGUUAUAUGUAUUUCAUCUUUGUUUUAUCACUAAGAGGUUGAUUGUAUUUUUUUAUUUUUAUUUUUUUUCAAUUUUGGUUAUGCAAUUACAAGGAGUGAAAAGAGACCAGAAAUAAUAAUUGUCAGCUGUAAUAUAUUUAAAGAUGGUAUUGGUAUGAUAUUAAAAUAUAUUUAGAGCUUCUGAUUCCCUUUGGGUGAGGAAUGUUUAGGGAAUAAAUAUGAUCAUUUUGAAAUGGCAAGUGAAACUGGGUUUUUGCAAAGGAAAAUAUUCAGCUUUCUUUGUGCUUGACACUUUAACUUCUGAUUUAUCUCAUAAAAUCAAUACUUUCAUAACUCUGGGUAUUACUGCAACAUCAGUAUUUUCAAACACUUUAUAUCAUAUUUAUUCAUGCCUUCCCAGGCAAUAUAAUCCAAAUUCCCCCCCAAAAAAUUUAAAGAUUUGGUAUCAAUAUCCUGCUUUUUUUUUUCUCUGGAAUGUUGAUGGAUUUUGGCCUAAUGUAUGCAGAGAUAUUGGGUUCUAUUUACAUGUACAAUUAAUAGGCAAGAGCACAUUUGAAAUGGUUUUGCAUUAAUAUAUCGUCUUUCCUUGACUAUGAUGUUUUUCAUUAUGCAAUUUUGAAUGCUGAAGAAAGGUAGCUUGUGAGUUGGAUAGGAAAGUCACUUUACUGUUUUAUGACUCCAAAAGGUGUAUUGGUAUGGAAUUCAAUUCUUGUAAAAAUUUUUGAUGGUGAAAUCAUUUUGCAAAUGAUGUUUGAAUUGCCUUUAUACUAAAGUGCAUUGGUUGUAUAGUAAUGCAGUGCGUUGGCCAUUCCAUGAUCUACAUAAUAAACCAUGGACUCUUUUGUUCUUAUUUUAUUCUGGUUUAUUUAUCACAAGAAUAAAUAACAUGCAGGGGUUAGGACUG
Cololabis saira (Pacific saury) is the source of this 3231-nucleotide messenger RNA. RefSeq names its product transmembrane protein, adipocyte asscociated 1 (gene tpra1). The coding region runs from base 194 to 1360 and encodes 388 amino acids. The transcript has 11 exons. Gene Ontology annotation, biological process: G protein-coupled receptor signaling pathway. The record is from RefSeq and is a predicted model, not a curated record. Gene Ontology annotation, molecular function: G protein-coupled receptor activity. Lineage: Eukaryota; Metazoa; Chordata; Actinopteri; Beloniformes; Belonidae. Gene Ontology annotation, cellular component: plasma membrane.